CCACGUGACCCCCGGGCCCCGCGGGAGCCGAGCAGCUCGUUCCAGUUCCGGGAGCUGGAGGGGGCCGGGCGCGCCCUGCCCCCAGCCCGCCGCGACCAUGCUGUCCCGCCUGCUGAAAGAACACCAGGCCAAGCAGAAUGAACGCAAGGAGCUGCAGGAGAAGAGGAGGCGAGAGGCUAUCACUGCAGCGACCUGCCUGACAGAAGCUUUGGUGGAUCACCUCAAUGUGGGCGUGGCCCAGGCCUACAUGAACCAGAGAAAGCUGGACCACGAGGUGAAGACCCUACAGGUCCAGGCUGCCCAGUUUGCCAAGCAGACAGGCCAGUGGAUUGGGAUGGUGGAGAACUUCAACCAGGCGCUCAAGGAGAUCGGGGAUGUGGAGAACUGGGCUCGGAGCAUCGAGCUGGACAUGCGCACCAUUGCCACCGCGCUGGAGUACGUCUACAAAGGGCAGCUGCAGUCGGCCCCCUCCUAGCCCCACUGCCCUCCCCUCCCCCACUCCUCCUACCUCCCCCCAGGCGGGCAGGAAGGAGGGGGACAGGCCAUGAAUAAAACACAAGCCUCCA
Molecule: messenger RNA, 566 nt
Organism: Eubalaena glacialis (North Atlantic right whale)
Lineage: Eukaryota; Metazoa; Chordata; Mammalia; Artiodactyla; Balaenidae
Gene: BLOC1S1
Product: biogenesis of lysosomal organelles complex 1 subunit 1
Exons: 4
Coding region: 98-475 (125 amino acids)
Biological process (GO): endosomal transport
Cellular component (GO): BLOC-1 complex
Source: RefSeq, a predicted model, not a curated record